Xyrauchen texanus (razorback sucker) is the source of this 2798-nucleotide messenger RNA. It is a transcript of the gene dgcr8, whose product is annotated as DGCR8 microprocessor complex subunit. Bases 393 to 2744 code for a protein of 783 amino acids. Gene Ontology annotation, molecular function: primary miRNA binding; identical protein binding; heme binding. The record is from RefSeq and is a predicted model, not a curated record. Gene Ontology annotation, biological process: primary miRNA processing. Gene Ontology annotation, cellular component: microprocessor complex. Lineage: Eukaryota; Metazoa; Chordata; Actinopteri; Cypriniformes; Catostomidae. The transcript is spliced from 14 exons.
UGGCGGAGAGAGGAGACGGCCAACAGAAAAGCUCAGUGAUUGCAUGAGGUUCUCACGAGAACAUUUGGGUAGUUAGUGCUGGUAGGAGAUCUGGCCUCCCAGGAUGGACAGUGCUUAGAUGUGGGCAACGUUUAAGCUGAAUGCAUUGUGAUUUCCAAUAAUUGAGACAGUGAUUUCUAAAAAGCUGUCUACAUUAAUGAAAAGAACAAUGUAGUCAGCUUAGCAUAUUCAACCCUGUACAUGAUUAUUAUUAAAUAGGUGUCUUGAGCUGUUUGAUGUAUUUAUGCAUGUGUUACGGCUGCAGUUGUUUAAGCUGAAGAGUUAUACAUAGGCAGAUCACUUUCCUAGUUGCGUUCUCUCAGUUUUUAAUAUAGCUUUUUAAGAAAUUGAACAUGGAUGUGAAUGAGAUUUUACCCCCCCUCCCAUUGGAGCCACCAGACGCAGUAUUUGCGGGUAACGAUUACUGUAAAGCACCUCCACUACCUCCCCUGCAAACGUCCAGUGACGCAGAGGAAAUGGACGUUAGCUCUGGUGGUGAUGGACACCAAAACACCCCAGCAGUGGACAGGGAUGAACAGCUCUUCCUCAACAAACGCACAUUGUCCUUUAGUGUCCACCCAUCAGAUAAUUCUGACCCUUUGGCCACGUGCCCUAGAACUGCUCGCCAUGCUCCCCCAGUUACUAAAUUCUUACCUGAUCUCAAACUACUUAGAGAUGUAAAGAUCAGUGUCAGUUUCUCAGACGGCAGUAGGAGUAAAGACAGGAAGGUGUUGUACACGGGUAUGGGGCAGGGUAGUGAAGAAGAUCACAGCCUAGAGAGCCUGAAUGGUGAGUUGCAUGAUUCUCGAGAUCAGGGGAGUGUGCCGGGCAGCUCGGGCACAAGUAACGAUUCUCUAGGUUUAGCUAGAAACAUUGAAGUGAUAGAGGCUGAGCAGGAGAGCAAGGUUGAGUUUGCUGUGCUAGAUGACCUGGAAGAUUUCAGCGAAAACUUUCUGGAAGUGGAACAUGGAGAGCAGAGUGGUUUCAGGUCUGAGAUGAUAAUUCAACAGGAGCAUGUGCGCGAGGAGGAACUGAAUUACUCCUAUGAGGAGGACUUUGACAAUGAUGUAGAUGCCCUGCUGGAGGAAGGCAUGCCCUUGCCUAAGAAGAGGCGACUGGCUGAGGACGUUUACACUGGAGACAGUGAUCACCAUUCAGAUGGAGAGGCUGGAGUUCAGCCCAUGAUGACCAAAAUUAAGACCGUUCUUAAGAGUCGUGGGCGUCCACCUACCGAACCGUUACCUGAUGGAUGGAUCAUGACAUUCCAUAAUUCUGGCAUUCCAGUCUACCUCCACCGGGAAACCAGAGUUGUAACCUGGUCUAGACCUUACUUCCUUGGAACUGGAAGCAUUAGGAAACAUGACCCACCAACCAGUAGCAUUCCCUGCUUACACUACAAGAAAAUGAAGGAACAAGAGGAAAGGGAACAAAAUGGUGAGGUAACUCCGAAUGCAGAGGUGUCGCCGGUGAAAUCGGGGGAAGAGGGUAUCUCAUUGGAGACAGCUGACGAGCCAGACUCUACUGCUACAGAAGAGGCACCUGGCCAAACUACAUCAGAAGUGCCAGAUCUUGACCUCAUGGAGCCAGGAGGGUCUUCAGAGCGGAAGGAAGGACAGUCCAGUGAUACUGCACAGGGAGCCCUGGGCCAGGUCAAAGCCAAGGUUGAGGUCUGCAAAGACGAAUCUAUUGAUAUUGAACGAUUCAGACGCUACCUAGAGAAGUGCUUUGAUUUUGAGCAAGUGACUGUGAAGAAGUUCCGCACAUGGGCCGAGCGCAGACAGUUCAACAGGGACAUGAAGAGGAAGCAAGCAGAAUCUGAGAGGCCCAUCCUACCAGCCAAUCAGAAACUCAUUACGCUGUCUGUGCAGGACGCGCCCACAAAAAAAGAAUUUGUCAUCAACCCUAACGGGAAGUCAGAGGUGUGCAUAUUACAUGAGUAUAUGCAAAGAGUGCUGAAGGUGCGACCAGUUUACAACUUUUUUGAAUGUGAAAACCCAAGUGAACCCUUUGGAGCCUCAGUCAUUAUAGAUGGUGUUACAUAUGGCACAGGAACAGCAAGUAGUAAAAAACUUGCGAAGAACAAAGCUGCUCGAGCAACACUGGAGAUCCUCAUUCCUGACUUUGUCAAACAGACGUCAGAGGAGAAGCCCAAAGAGGGAGAUGAGCUGGAGUAUUUUAAUCAUAUCAGUAUUGAAGAUUCAAGGGUAUAUGAGCUGACCAACAAAGCAGGUUUACUCUCACCGUAUCAGAUCCUUCAUGAGUGCCUUAAGAGAAACCAUGGGAUGGGUGACACCAGCAUCAAGUUUGAGGUGAUCCCAGGAAAGAAUCAGAAGAGUGAAUAUGCCAUGACAUGUGGGAAGCACACUGUGCGUGGCUUAUGUAAGAAUAAAAGGGUGGGAAAGCAGCUGGCAUCACAGAAGAUUCUUCAAAUGCUUCAUCCUCAUGUGAAGAACUGGGGCUCACUGCUGCGCAUGUACGGCAGAGAGAGCAACAAGAUGGUCAAAAAGGAGAAUUCUGAUAAGAGUGUGAUUGAACUUCAGCAGUUUGCCAAAAAGAACAAGCCAAACCUUCACAUCCUCAACAAGCUACGAGAGGAGAUGAUGAAGCUUGCUCAAGAAAGGGAGGAAGCAAGGAAGAAGCCGAAGAUGACUAUAAUGGAGUCGGCUCAGCCUGGCAGUGAGCCUCUGUGUACUGUUGACGUCUAACAAACCCUUGUGAUAGCAAAUAGCACUGACCAAUUGUUAAUAGUUAAAAAAAAA